AUGGCUAAUGGAGGAUCCGGCACUGAGUUCAUGCUCUUCGGCUUCGCCUUCGCAGGAUGCGUGGCGGUCAUCGUGAUGCAUGUGAUGACGAACUGGCCACUUGUCAAGGGCAACCGGACGGCCGCUGCCUCGACGCACCAGGGCUCCUAG
Molecule: messenger RNA, 150 nt
Organism: Symbiodinium natans
Lineage: Eukaryota; Dinophyceae; Suessiales; Symbiodiniaceae
Source: the annotation of a GenBank genome assembly